Molecule: messenger RNA, 2022 nt
Organism: Cornus florida
Lineage: Eukaryota; Viridiplantae; Streptophyta; Magnoliopsida; Cornales; Cornaceae
Product: pentatricopeptide repeat-containing protein At4g39620, chloroplastic
Exons: 3
Coding region: 348-1847 (499 amino acids)
Molecular function (GO): mRNA binding; protein binding
Source: RefSeq, a predicted model, not a curated record
AUUGAGAUAGACAUGUUUACGGAGACUCUUCCUUCUUGGAACCACGUAAUAUGCUGAAGUGCUACAAGUGCACGGACCACUCAUCCUCACCUCGGUCAUCUUUUUUAGGCUCUCCACAUUAUCUUUUUCCUACAGUCUACAAAUAAAAGUUAAUUGUUUUGCAAUUCGAGGUAAGAAAUUGAAAAUCUUUUUAGUCCAAAUUACAUCCCACGGUUGUGGAUCGUUUCUCUUGAGUCUGUUCACCACUUGUUUGAUUAUUUUCCUCAACGAAAACUCAGAACUCGCACACCAAAUGAAUCACUUCCGUUCCAACACCGAAACCUCUCAUCUUUGAAUUUAACGACACAAUGAUGAACAUUUCAGUAAAUUUAUCAUCUGGGUCUCUGCAAUUCUUGCCUGUUCAUACCAUAUUCGCCCCAAAUUUCUCUGUAUCUUCCCAACAGAAUUGCAAUACUACCCAGCUAUGUACUCUCAGGAAGAGACCCGGUUUCAGCAUCUCCUGUGCUGCGAAACGAUACAAGAGGAAUUCGAUGGAGAGGAAUUCGGAAACAGAAGAGCUCGUUCGUGUUCUGCUGAUGAAUUUCGAUGACAAAAGGCCGUUGGUGACCACACUGGACAAGUAUGUUAAAUUUGUCAGAACUGAACACUGUUUUCGUCUGUUUGAAGAGCUUGGGAAGAGGAGGAAGUGGCUUCAGUGCCUUGAGAGCUUGGAAAGAGGAGGGAGUGGCGUCAGUGCCUUGAGGUGGAUGCAAAAACAACGGUGGUAUAUAGCUGAUAAUGGGAUUUACUCGAAGUUAAUAUCAGUUAUGGGAAAGGAAGGCCAAACCCGGCUAGCGAUGUGGCUUUUCUCGGAGAUGCGUAACAGUGGGUGCCGGCCUGACACUUCUGUUUACAAUGCACUCAUCACUGCUCACCUCCACUCAAGGGACAAAUCGAAGGCUUUGGCUAAAGCUCUUGGGUACUUUGACAAGAUGAAGGGAAUGCCGCGAUGUAAGCCUAACAUUGUGACAUUCAACAUUCUUUUGAGAGCUUUUGCUCAAGCCAGAAAUGUCGAUCAAGUUAAUGCUUUGUUCAAAGAUCUUGACGAGAGCAUUAUUGCCCCUGAUAUCUUCACAUACAAUGGCGUGAUGGAUGCCUAUGGGAAGAAUGGGAUGAUCCGAGAAAUGGAAUCCGUGCUUUCCCUUAUGAAGAGUAAUCAAUGUAAGCCAGAUGUCAUCACUUUCAACUUGCUGAUUGAUUCGUACGGGAGGAAGCAAGAAUUUGAUAAGAUGGAACAGGUGUUUAAGAGCUUGGUGCGUUCCAAGGAGAAACCGACACUUCCUACAUUCAAUUCAAUGAUCACGAAUUAUGGGAAAGCACGGCUAAGGGAGAAAGCAGAGUUCGUUUUUCAGAAGAUGAAUGAUAUGGGAAAUGCCCCUAGCUUCAUUACCUUUGAGUGCCUCAUCAUGAUGUACGGAUUUUGUGAUUGUGUUUGUAGGGCUAGGGAAAUAUUUGACGGGAUGAUGGCGUCUGGGAACGAGGUGAAGGCUUCAACUCUAAACCGUAUGCUCGAUGUUUACUGCAUGAAUGGUUUACCAGUGGAGGCAGCAAUGCUGUUUGAGACUGCACGUAACGCUGGGGUGCUUCCAGAUUCCUCUACUUAUAAACUUCUCUAUAAGGCAUACACCAAAGCCAAUAUGAAGGAGCUUUUGCAGAAGUUGCUGAAACACAUGGACGGAGAUGGUAUCAUCCCUAAUAAGAGGUUCUUCCUGGAUGCUUUGGGGGUUUUCAGGUCUUUACCGGCACCGGCAGACUCUGUUAGUGUCAAAAAUGGUUUGAGUAGGGUACAGAAUACUGCCAAGGCAUAGGUGAAAGUAGAUUGGGAGUGUUGGCUGUAUUUUUCUCAUUUUCUACAAAGCUGAAAUUCGAAGUAGAGCUUUUAUAUGAAUGAUUAGCAAUUCAGCAGCAAAUUAAUGAACUUCUGAGUCCAUAUUGUUUGACUAUAUGAUAAGUUGUAUUAUUAUUAUUAUUAUUUUUUUGAAA